CCCCUCGCUUGCUCGAGCCGCAAAAAACCCUAGCCGCCGUUCCAGCUUGCGGAGAAGAAGCGCGCGAGCCAGCAAUCUCGGGCGGCGGCGGCGGCGAGGAGGAGGAAGUAGCCGGAGAGGAGGGAGAUGGGGAGCGACACGGAGGCGGAGAAGAAGAAGACGCCCGUGGCGCUGGCGCCCAUCGCGAAGCCGCUCGCCGGCAAGAAGCUCUGCAAGCGAACCCUCAAGCUCGUCCGCCGAGCGUCUGAGGCCAAAUGCUUGAAGCGAGGAGUCAAGGAGGUCGUCAAGAGCAUCCGCCGCGGGCAGAAAGGAUUGUGCAUCAUUGCUGGCAACAUUUCUCCCAUUGAUGUGAUAACACAUGUUCCCAUCCUUUGCGAAGAAGCCAACAUUCCUUAUGUAUAUGUUCCGUCGAAAGAGGAUCUCGCAACAGCUGGGACUACCAAGAGGCCUACCUGUUGUGUAUUGGUUCUGACCAAGCCAGCCAAGGGCGAGCUUGAGGAAGAUGUCAAGGAGAAACUUAAGACGGACUACGAUCAAGUUAUGUCUGAAGUUGCUGAGGUCACGUCUUCAAUGUUCUAAGUUCACACUUGUACUUGUAGCUACAAAAUCAGAAUCAACAUCCACUUCCAGCACACAGCCCUGUUUUGUACUGUGUCAGCAUGACAUCAACCUGUGGCGGAUGUUUUUCGAGUGCCUGUAGGAGACAAUAGUUCCUCUGCUAGAUUAUCUAUCGGAUGUUGUCUUUUUGGACUAAUUGAUUCCCUACCUGGAUCAUAUAUAAUUAGCUCCUCUAUAAAUCAUUUUGUGCGAAACAACCA
Molecule: messenger RNA, 818 nt
Organism: Oryza sativa Japonica Group (Japanese rice)
Lineage: Eukaryota; Viridiplantae; Streptophyta; Magnoliopsida; Poales; Poaceae
Product: H/ACA ribonucleoprotein complex subunit 2-like protein
Biological process (GO): snRNA pseudouridine synthesis; maturation of LSU-rRNA; rRNA pseudouridine synthesis
Cellular component (GO): nucleolus; box H/ACA snoRNP complex; cytosolic large ribosomal subunit
Molecular function (GO): box H/ACA snoRNA binding
Source: RefSeq, a predicted model, not a curated record